Molecule: messenger RNA, 530 nt
Organism: Rhizophagus irregularis DAOM 181602=DAOM 197198
Lineage: Eukaryota; Fungi; Glomeromycota; Glomeromycetes; Glomerales; Glomeraceae
Source: RefSeq, a predicted model, not a curated record
UCCUAGUCAAACGUAAUUUUGAUACCUAAUUUUCGUUUAAAAUAUUCAUUAUUUUCUUUCCAAGAAAACUUAACGUAAAUAGACAAGGAAAAUUAUACUAAAAAGUUUGUUUAAACAAUAGUUAUGAAUAGAGUAGCUUUUCUUUCUUUUUUCUAAAAACAAAAAUGAUAUUUUCUAUUAUUCUGGUAAGUGGAAAUGACUAAGCUGGGAUGUAUAAGGGACUAGUGCACCUAGAGUGCUUUGGUUAUCCUCCUCUUCUAGUAGUCUGGUUACCUUCAAUGAGAAAAAUAAUAUCUCAAGCUAUGUCGCAGACUUCUGUAUGUGGGGCCCGUCCCUUUGGUGGUGGGUCUCAUGUCUUAUUAUCAAUGUGACAGUACCUCUGCACGAGUUUGAUCACUCACGAUAUACGUUAACAUUCCAUUCUCUCCUUUUGGAUUCAGCUUUUACUUUACAGUAAGGAUUGGUAUAUAGCAAGGUUUUUUGGUAAUUUGCUUUUAACUUAUAAUAAAUUUUAGUUUAACGUUUUGAAU